Messenger RNA from Ziziphus jujuba (common jujube), 1934 nucleotides. Its product is annotated as actin-related protein 6. NCBI's taxonomy places the organism in Eukaryota, Viridiplantae, Streptophyta, Magnoliopsida, Rosales, Rhamnaceae. The transcript is spliced from 8 exons. The coding region runs from base 223 to 1530 and encodes 435 amino acids. Gene Ontology annotation, cellular component: Swr1 complex. The record is from RefSeq and is a predicted model, not a curated record. Gene Ontology annotation, molecular function: nucleosome binding.
GACAAAUUGAGGCCUGAAACUAUUGUUAUUAAAUACAGGGGUAUAAAUAUUAAAUAUGAAAAUUAGAGUGUAAUUUAUAAAUCUAGUGAAAACUGAGGAGCAACGCUGUUAAAAACUCUAAAGUUAAUGAGUAAAAACUCUAAAACAGAACCCUUCCAAACCCCAGUCCCUCAUUCAGUGAUGUGUGGUAGGUAUAGCGGGAACUAAAACCAAAACGUAGACAUGCAGACAAACGUGGUGGUGUUGGACAAUGGCGGUGGGCUAAUCAAAGCCGGUCUCGGCGGAGAGCGUGACCCUUCCACCAUCAUUCCCAACUGCCUCUACCGCCCUCUUUCCUCCAAGAAGUGGCUCCACCCUUCCCCAACCUCCUCCGACGAUCCCACCGAUCUCACCUCCGCCGCCGUCCGCCGACCCAUCGACCGCGGUUACCUCAUCAACCCUGAUCUCCAACGCGACAUCUGGGCCCACCUCUUCUCUUCCCUUCUCCACAUCACCCCGGCCCAGUCUUCCCUCCUCCUCACCGAGCCCCUCUUCGCCAUCCCUUCCAUCCAGCGAGCCACCGACGAGCUCGUCUUCGAGGAUUUCAACUUCAGCGCCCUCUAUGUGGCCGAUUCUCCAUCGUUGGUUCAUCUCUACGAGGCCAGUCGUCGGCCCACUGGGAUUGUCUCCAAGGCCCAAUGCAGCGUCGUUGUGGAUUGUGGUUUCUCUUUCACUCAUGCCGCACCUGUUUUCCAGAACUUCACCAUCAACUAUGCUGCCAAGCGCAUUGACUUGGGCGGCAAGGCUCUCACCAAUUUCCUCAAGGAGCUGGUCUCUUAUCGCUCCGUCAAUGUCAUGGACGAGACGUUCCUUAUGGAUGAUGUCAAAGAGAAGCUCUGCUUCGUGUCCCUUGAUGUCCCUCGUGACCUCCGGAUCGCGAAGAAAUAUGGGAAGGACAAUCUUUUCAGAUGCACAUAUGUGUUGCCUGAUGGUGUUGAACACACAAAGGGUUUUGUUAAGGACCCAGCUGAAGCACAGAGAUAUCUCACUUUGACAGACGGAGAUUUUCCUGCGCAAGUGGGAACGAAUAAGGAUUUGGAUCAGCUACAAGUUACUGAGAAGCGUGAGGACCGAAAGAGAGUUGAUUUAACUAAAAAUGAAUUUGAAUUGUCGAAUGAACGGUUCCUUGUACCUGAGAUGAUCUUCCAUCCUGCUGAUUUGGGAAUGAAUCAAGCUGGACUGGCAGAGUGCAUUGUUAGAGCUGUGAAUUCCUGCCACCCUCAUCUUCAUCCUGUACUAUAUGAAAGCAUUAUUUUAACUGGUGGGAGUACUCUUUUUCCUCGGUUUGCUGAGCGAAUAGAGAGGGAGCUCCGGCCUCUUGUUCCUGACUGCUAUCGUGUCAAUAUAACGAGUCAAGAAGAUCCCAUACUGGGUGUUUGGCGAGGAGGAUCACUUCUAGCAUCCAGUCCUGAUUUUGAAGCCAUGUGUGUCACCAAGGCUGAGUAUGAAGAGCUCGGAUCUGCUCGAUGCCGUAGGAGAUUCUUUCAUUGACUGAUUAUUAAGGUUUGAGUUCCAAAUGCUCUAUAAGCCUCCAUCGAAAGAUGAUGAAGUGCUGAAGACAUUCAAGGAGCUCGAGUCACCUCUACCUGGAUAGGAAAGCCUGAAGAACAAAUGAGUCCAGGGGUUAGGCAUAUCAUGGGCCUCAAGGAAACCACCAUACAUUGUCAAUGCUGCAUCAACUGGAACAUCACAACAUGUUUAUGCCUUCCAACUUUAUAUGUGGGCUCAGGAGAGAUAUAGAAAGGAAAACGAAAAAGAAACAGAGCCUUGGUAAAUGCCUCUUGACACGCCAUCCGCUUUAGAUUAUAGAUUGUUGUAAUGAUGAAGAUUAUAUAAUAAUUUUAUAUAAAUAAUGUUGAUUAAUCUAUAUUAAUAAUAUAUUUUAUUUAAAUUUA